AUGCCGGCUUCCGCCAUCUUUGUGCUCGAUCUAAAGGGCAAAGUCUUGCUGUGGCGGGAUUACAGAGGCGAUGUGCCGCUCAACAUAGCUGAGCGCUUCAUGAACAUCAUCAUGGCCAAAGAUGAGCAAGAUGUUCGGCCGAUUUUCGAAGAGGAUGGAGUAACCUACAUAUAUGUCAAAUACAAGAACCUGUACAUCAUGACGGUCACGAAGCACAAUGCCGACGCCGCCAUGCUCUUGAUUUUCCUCUACAAGCUCAUUCAGGUCUUCACGGCGUACUUCCAAGAGCUGGAGGAGGAGAGUUUGAAGGACAACUUCGUCAUCAUUUAUGAGCUUCUCGACGAGAUGAUGGAUUUCGGGUAUCCACAAGCCACCGACGCCCAAAUCUUGCAAGAGUUCAUCACACAAGAGUUCUACAAGAUGGAGCAGCAGCCUCGUCCACCGCCCGCCCUGACCACGGCGGUGAGCUGGCGCUCGGAGGGAAUCAAGUACCGAAAAAACGAAGUCUUCCUUGACGUCAUCGAAAACGUCAACGUUCUCGUGGCGGCCAACGGCACGGUCCUGCGAAGCGAGAUCGUGGGUAGCGUGCAGGUGAGGUCGUACCUGAGCGGCAUGCCAGAGCUCCGCCUGGGCCUCAACGAUCGCGUCCAGUUCGAGUCCAACGCGCAGAGGUCGCUCAAGAAGGGCGCCAUCGAGAUGGAGGACGUCAUCUUCCACCAGUGCGUGCGCCUCUCGCGCUUCGACAGCGACCGGACCAUCUCCUUCAUCCCGCCCGACAAAGAUUUCGAAUUGAUGUCCUACCGUCUCAACACACAGAUCAAGCCCCUGAUUUGGGUCGAAGCGAUUGUCGAGUCGCACGAGCGCUCGCGCGUAGAGUACCUCGUCAAGGCCCGCUCACAGUUCAAGGCCCGAUCGACGGCCAACAACGUGGGCAUCUUCAUCCCCGUGCCUCCCGACGCCGAUUCGCCCAAGUUCAGGGCCAACGUGGGUACGGUCAAGUACGUGCCGGAGCGGGACGCCAUCCUGUGGUACAUCCCCAAGUUCCAGGGAGCGCGCGAGUACCUCAUGCGAGCGCACUUUGGGCUGCCGUCGACGACCAGCGAGGACCUUGCGCAGGCCAAGCCGCCGAUCACCGUCAAGUUUGAGAUUCCUUACUUUACAGUAUCCGGCAUCCAGGUCCGCUACCUCAAGAUCAUUGAGCGCUCCGGCUACCAGGCUCUGCCGUGGGUGAGAUACAUCACCAAGAGCGGCGAUUACCAGCUCAGGCUGUCGUAG
Acanthamoeba castellanii str. Neff is the source of this 1275-nucleotide messenger RNA. Its product is annotated as adaptorrelated protein complex 1, mu 1 subunit isoform 10, putative. Gene Ontology annotation, cellular component: cytoplasmic vesicle; clathrin adaptor complex. Bases 1 to 1275 code for a protein of 424 amino acids. Gene Ontology annotation, biological process: intracellular protein transport; vesicle-mediated transport. The transcript has 9 exons. The record is from RefSeq and is a predicted model, not a curated record. Lineage: Eukaryota; Discosea; Longamoebia; Acanthamoebidae.